Molecule: messenger RNA, 1327 nt
Organism: Mycetomoellerius zeteki
Lineage: Eukaryota; Metazoa; Arthropoda; Insecta; Hymenoptera; Formicidae
Gene: HLH3B
Product: Helix loop helix protein 3B
Exons: 5
Coding region: 83-1216 (377 amino acids)
Biological process (GO): regulation of transcription by RNA polymerase II
Molecular function (GO): RNA polymerase II cis-regulatory region sequence-specific DNA binding; protein dimerization activity; DNA-binding transcription factor activity, RNA polymerase II-specific
Source: RefSeq, a predicted model, not a curated record
UCGUUCUCCGAGUUAUUUGUUCCUUAAGUCAAUCUCUAUCGUUUAAUCUCGCGAUACUGUUGAAUUUUUUUUCGCGUGCAAUAUGCCGAUGUUAACAUAUAGUGGCUGCGGUAUAGGAGCUGCGGAGGCCGAAAAUGGUUCUCCAGCUGGAUCGUUACUGUCUGGCGAAGGAGAGCUUGCGGAAGAAGCCGGCGAUUCGCCCGGAACAUCAAGGGACACUGAAGAGGAAGCCACGCUUUCCGACGAAUUUUAUUCCCACGAUACAGAUGAGGAGGAAGAACAAAACAAAAGACGGAGGGACCGUUCCAGUUCCCUAGACGGCAUCUCGUCUUCUGGCAGUGGUCAUUUGGGGUCGCCCACGCCCCGUAUAGGUAAUUUAGGAGUAAGAAAAUUAUUCACUAACAGCCGUGAACGAUGGAGGCAGCAGAACGUGAGUGGCGCCUUUGCUGAGCUUCGCAAAUUAGUGCCGACUCAUCCACCUGACAAGAAGUUGUCGAAAAAUGAGAUUUUAAGGAUGGCAAUAAGGUACAUAAGGUUGCUAAGUAAUGUUCUGGAAUGGCAAAAAAGUCAAGAUCGUAAUGGGAUGCAGCACGAUGUACGCAUCAAAUGCGAGUCGCAUUUGAACAAUCAAAAUUCCACAUACCACUUGAAGCCAAAUGUAGCGUUUCUGAAGCAGGAGAAGCUCAGUAACGAAAAUUCUCACGUCUUUCGUGUUAAUUACGCCACGCAAAGACAUAGUUCGCACACGUGUGACAAGAAUGGCAGUAAUUUGCUGAUGAUUGCCCCGAGCGGACUCAAUACAACUAUUUCCGCCGGAAAACGCUGCGUCACAUCCUCCAUCGUCGUUACUCAAGGCAACUCUCUUUUCCACAGCAACAGCAAUGGAAAUCUUAUACGUUCUCCAUCGAGCGGACGGUCCUCGAGUUUUCCGAAAUCACCGCAAAUCUCAUCGAACACUAAUAUAGUACCUAAUGGCUCCUCUUCAUCUUUGACGGGUAACACAUCAGUUACAAACGGAAUAGGAUCGAGUGGCUCGAAUUGUGCCCAAAAAAGGUUUAAGAUUGAACGAGAAGAGGAAGACCAGGCAUCAAGGGACUGUAGAGUUCCGCCACCACCUGUUCAUAAUGUCCCGGUCAGAAAAAGGGUCAAAGUCGCCUUUGUAAAGGACUCAAGUUCAGGGUUUCGCGGCGAUUUGUGCGGUGCAGAUCGCAAAUGAAACAUUAAUGAGAGAGAUAUCGUUCGUAAACGUAUCAAUUGUUGAGGUCACUUUGCUUUAAGUGCGCGCAUGUUAUGUAAAUAUUUCUUUUACACUGUAUUUGACAAUAAU